Messenger RNA from Papilio xuthus (Asian swallowtail), 2400 nucleotides. Its product is annotated as alcohol dehydrogenase [acceptor]. Gene Ontology annotation, molecular function: oxidoreductase activity, acting on CH-OH group of donors; flavin adenine dinucleotide binding. The record is from RefSeq and is a predicted model, not a curated record. The transcript is spliced from 4 exons. The coding region runs from base 38 to 1894 and encodes 618 amino acids. Lineage: Eukaryota; Metazoa; Arthropoda; Insecta; Lepidoptera; Papilionidae.
UUGUAAUUAUCAUGACAUGUGAAGUUACAUUGAAGAUAUGUGGUUUCCAUAUUACUUACAAUUCCUUAUUUACUCUUUUGGAGUAAAUGUCUUUUUAUAUUUCAUCAGUAUUAUUUACUAUCACGAUGCGUUACUAUCUAGUUUCUAUACAAAUUUACAAGAAGAGUACGAUUAUAUUAUAGUUGGUGCUGGAACAGCUGGGUCACUGAUUGCUCAUAGAAUAGCAACAGAAACAAAUUUCACAUUUGUGGUGUUAGAGGCGGGAGGUAGAAGCUAUCCAUUGCUUGAAAUACCUUUCAUUGGACCACUUCUACAUGGAUCUAUUUAUGAUUGGCAGUAUGAAUCCACUCCUCAGGAGCAUGCUUGUCUUGCUAUGGUUGAAAAGAAAUGUAAAUUGACACAAGGGAAAAUUGUCGGUGGAUCAUCUAAAUUAAACAACAUGAUUCAUGUGCGCGGUAACAUUCCACAUUAUGUAAAAUGGUUCCAUGGAAAAUAUAAUGAAGAAUAUUUCAAGCAGCAUUUUGAAUACAUUGAAAAGAAUAUUUUUCAUCUUAACAAAGUACAAUAUCAAAGUGAAUUAGCGGAUGCUGUAAUAGAUGCGGCUAAUGAACUAGGAUAUAAGGAAUUUGAUCAAAAUUUCAGAACAAACUUUCAAAAGAGUAAGGUCACACAAAAAGACGGUAAAAGAUGGACAAUAUCAGACAAUAUAAACAGACAUGUAGUAACUAACGCUUUAGUAGAAAAGGUUCUCAUUGUUGACGAUGUUGCUUAUGGAGUUAGUGUACGCAUUUCAGAUAAAAUUCAUAAAUUAAUUGCAAGAAAAGGUGUUAUUUUGUCCGCUGGAACUUUAAAUACACCUAAAAUCCUUCAAUUGUCUGGCAUUGGACCAGCUGAAUUACUUAAAUCACUUAAAAUUCCAUUAAUACAAGAUUUACCUGUGGGUCAUAAUCUACAAGAUCAUAUUGGUACCGGAAUAGAGUUGAUAUUAUUUAAUAAAACAUUAUCUAUUAAUGCUGCAAAUAUGUUGAACCCUUUAAACUUAUAUUAUUAUCUACAAGGUAAAGGACCAUGGACAACUCCGGGAUGUGAAGUUAUUGGUUUUUAUUCGACUAAAAAUACAACAAGCCCGGAUGUUCAGUUUAUGAUUCUACCUGUAGGCAUUGCUUCAGAUAGAGGUAGUCAUUUGAGAAAAUCUUUAAGUAUUAAAGAUGAAAUAUGGCAUAAUUAUUUUACUAAAUCUUUCGAUAAACACACAUCGUCAUUUUUUACUACAAUUUUACAUCCUAAAAGCAAAGGUACUGUUUAUAUUAAGAGUAAAAACCCUAUAAUACCUCCUUUAGUUGAUACUAGAUAUUUAAGUGAGAAAGAAGAUAUUGAUGCUCUAAUUGCAGGAAUAAAAUUAGCUGUUAAACUAAUUAAGACUGAUUCGUUAAGAAAUAUAGGAGCUCAAUUAAAUACAAAUCCAUUUCCUGGAUGCAGUCAAUAUAAAUUAUUUUCUGAUAGAUAUUUACAAUGCUAUAUUCGACAUUUAACUUUAACGAGUUACCAUCUUGUUGGAACAUGCAGUAUGGGAUUGCCAGAAUCAAAAGAUGCAGUAGUUGAUACGUCAUUUAAAGUGUUAAAUGUCAACAUUCUAUACGUUGUCGAUGGUUCAGUGUUGCCAACAUUACCAAGUGGCAAUAUAAAUGCAGCUAUUGCUAUGAUGGCUAAUAUUUUCUUUGAAACAAAUGUAAAACAUUUACCCCGUAAUAAAGACAGUAAUAAUCAAUGUUAUAAAUAUAGUGAAUUAUAUGAAUAUUUAUUCAAAGUAUCUUCGGAACGGCUGUACAAACUCGCUGAAAAUUUGGCAAAAAUGUACAACAUAGUCUGGAAGAAUGAACACAUAGGCUACUAAUUAAGUUUAUUUUCAGUUUCGCGCGGACAAGGUCACGGGCGAUAGCUAAUUAAAAACAGGUUAUGAUGCGGGUUGUUAAAAUAAUUUAAAUGAAUACCAAAUAGACAAUAAAGACUUUAUUUAUUGUAUUUAUUUAAGGUCACUUCUACACAUUAAUAUUGCGCACAGUAUACUUUGAGCUUUUCAAAAACAACACUAGUUACUUAGAUAAUACUAUACUACUGGACGAAAAUCACAAAUUGUACAUAAUUCAAACACAAAUUAAAAAAAAAAAAUUUAAUGUGUUGCCAUAUGAAAUGUCUAAAGAUCUAAAAGGCAGAGUCUGUCCAUCAACAUGUUACCUUUGUCUAUAACUGCGCUAAAGGAUAUCUAUAUUUUAUAUACAUUUGUAAUUUAGUGUACAUUAAAAAGUUGGUAAAUUAAUUUAAUGUUCCAAAUUAAAGGGUGACAACACUGUAUUGUAGAUUCAUAUUAUCGUAUAAUAAAAAGUACAAAAUAAAAAUCGC